Vanessa tameamea is the source of this 4135-nucleotide messenger RNA. RefSeq names its product tudor domain-containing protein 7 (gene tapas). The transcript is spliced from 20 exons. The record is from RefSeq and is a predicted model, not a curated record. Bases 121 to 3411 code for a protein of 1096 amino acids. Lineage: Eukaryota; Metazoa; Arthropoda; Insecta; Lepidoptera; Nymphalidae.
AAACAAUUUUCAUAGAAACAGAUAUGUAAGCCGUCUUCGAAAAAACAUUUGCCAUAUCCUAUGUAGCAGACUGCUGACGACUACAUGUUUCGCAUCUUUAUUAUAAGUGUAUAAACUAAAAUGGCAGAUAAAGAACAAGUUAUCCAAGCUUUAAGAGCUACACUUAUAUCAGUGAAAGGGGCUUUAACAGUUAAACAAUGCAACCGUGAUUAUCGUGAACUACAAGGAGAAUGGAUUCCAUAUAAAAAAUUGGGCUAUCCAACACUAGAAAAACUUUUUCAAGAUGUUCCCGGAUUUAAAAUUACACAAAUAAAUGGAGAUUGGGUUGUUGAUGCUAUUGCAAGCCAGGAAACACAACACAUAGCUUCUAUGGUGUCACGUCAGAAGUCAAAUAAAAAACACAAUUUGAAAUUAAACUAUCAAAAUCGGAUACCAAAAAAACAAGGAUCUUGGAGAAAACCAACUUCAUCAUCUUAUUAUUCGUCAAACUACAGUAAUCAAUAUUCAAAUCAGUUAUAUCGGGCAAAAUCGAAUACACCAUUUAUUAACAACAACUACAACAACAACAAGAGUAAUAAGUACAAUAAGACUUAUGAUACCAAAACUUCAUAUCAGAGUGUGAAAAAUUACAAAGUAUCAAUUGAAAAUCAAGACAAAAAUGUUAUAAAUACGUCGAAACGAUUAAACCCAACUUCGCAAAUUACAAGGGACACUGAAGAACAAAAACAUUCCAUUAAAAAUGAAAAAGAGACUGAUGGAAGAGGUGGUGGCAAAAUUUCGGCGUCACAACGGUUGUCUAAUUUACGCGACAGACUUAAUACAGUUGACUUGAUACCCUUGCAACUUCCAGCUCACAAUGAUUAUACAGAAAUCAGUGAUCUUGUGACUCAUGUAGCACCUGCUCAUACGUUGGAGCCUCCGCCAGAUUCGACAUCUUCGAUUGAAAAACUGGAAUGGACUUGUCGCAAGUUAGGGCUGCCUCAGCCGACGUACACGGUUCUCGACUUACGACCCAAGCGUGGCCCUGCCUGUUUCCACUGUUCAAUCAAGGUGGGCGGGUCGUACACUGUGUCGUCGUACCCGGACUCAUCGUCUCCUUCAGAGGAGCUGGCCAAGGAGCUGGCGGCCGUAAAGCUGCUGGCUGUCAUCGAGAGCUCGGAGAUGGAGGGGCUGCCCACGUCGAGCCCGACGGGCGCGCUGCAGGCGCUGGUCGCGCUGGUGGCCGACAGCGAGGCCGGCAUCUGGGCCACGCACGUGCCGCAUCUCUACAGAGAGAAAUAUAAUGAAAAUUUACCAAACAACUGGCUGGAGUUGGUGGAAAACUGUCCCCUUAUACUAAAGGAUAGGCUGGUCAGUGGAUUGGUUCUUUUACCCAACAAUGAGGACGUAAAAUCGCUAUUAAUCGAGUCUAUAUCUUUUGAAGAAACGAUCGACAGUGAUUUACCACCAUUGCAAUUUCCAGAGGAUGACUAUUGGAAUGUAUUCAUUACCGUAGCGAAUUCAACCCUCGAAGUGUGGCUCAGGAUAAUCGGCCUUCAAUAUAGUGAUGCUUUCGAAGUUCUUCUAGCCGAUAUGGUUGAAUAUUAUGAUCAUGGUGGUACCACAGUGGACAAAUCUAUGAUUAUAAAAAAUGCCUGGUAUGCAGUAAAACUGGAUGACGGUGGAUGGCAACGAGCGAAAAUAAUAGAAAUCGAAGACGACAAAGCGACCGUUUUUCUUGGAGAUCAUGGGGACGACGAUUCCGUUCAUUUUAGCAACAUAAAAAUUCUCGAAACACAAUUCCGCAAACUGCCUGCGCAGGCGGUCCUGUGCCGGCUGGAGGGCGCAGAGGAGUUGGCGGCGAGCGAGACGGGCGCGGCGCUGGUGCGGCGCCGCCUGCUCGGGGAGGUCAUGGUGGCCAUGCCCGGCCCGCGCACCGACCCCUCCGACCCCUCCGUGGCCGUCGUGCUCUACGACACGUCCACGCCGCGAGACCUGAACCUCAACAAGGAGAUCGUGCACGACUUCUGCAUCGCCGGCGCCUUCUCGCUCACGCAGAAGCUGUGCGCGGUGGAGGUGGGCUGCGUGACGGAGGAGGGGCGCGUGUGGGUGUCGCGCGCGGGCGGCGCCGACACGGUGCGCGCGGCGCUGGCGCUGCUGACGGCCGGCCCCUACCGCCGCCCGCUGCCCGCCGCGCCGCACGCGCCGCCCACGCAGCCCAACGCGCUCUACAUCGUGCGCACGCUCGCCGGAGACUGGGUACGCUGUAUUAUCAUCAGCGGCCUAGACGGUGAGGGCACAGUGCGCACGCAGCUCGUGGACAGCGGGCUCAUCUUGCGUGCGCCGCUCUCCUCCCUCGUGCCGUUGAACGCCUUCUCGCCGGCGCUCGACGCCUACCCCUACCAGGCGGUGCAAGUGCGAUUGGGUGCGGCGGAGCGUGUGGCGAGCAGCAUGGUGCAGCGCCUGCGCGAGUUGCUGCUGGGCGCUCCCGUGCUGUGCCGCGCGCUGCCCGCGUCUACACCCACCACUCCUACUGCAGGCGGCCCGGCGGGCGCGCCAGCGCAGCACGUCGAGUUGUUCGCGCGCUCGGGGCCUGAAAAUUUCCUCGUUCCCGUCAACAUUUCGAUACUCAUGGAGUACGAGUAUCUGCAACUCGCAAACCCGAAGGAGGAGGAGAAGGAGUCGUCGAAGCAUCUCGAGGAGCUGCAUAAGAAAAAGGAGCGCAUCUUCGGCGCGGCGUCGACGGGCGCGGACGCGCGCGAGGCCCGCGAGCUGCGCGACGCGCGCGCCGCGCUGCCCCCGCCCGCGCUGCCCCCGCCCGCGCUGCCCGCGCCCGGCAAGCGCUUCGACGUGUUCGUCUCCAUGGCCGCCAACCCCUGGAACUUUGUCGUUCAGCCGAACAGUACCAGACCUACGCUGCUAACGAUGAUGGCGUCGUUGCAAGUGGAGUGCCCGAAAAUACCCGAAUCCGAAGCACCGGCCAAACCGGCAAGCGGACAACUUUAUACGGCAUAUUACGAUAAGGAUGAAUCUUGGUACAGGGUCGUGGUGGCGAAUGCAGUGUCUACGGAGAUGGUGUCGGUGUAUUUCUGCGACUUCGGCGACCUGACGCUGUUCAGCACCAAGUCGCUGCGGCCCGUGCCGGCCGCCGUGCCGCUCGCGCGCUCGUUGCCGCCGCAGGCCAUCAAGGCGCGUCUCUACGAUGUAAAACCUCUUCAUCAAGACUGGACUGUUGAUGAUUGUAUUAGAUUUCAAGACUUAUGUGUGGAGCAACAAUUUGUCGGCGUUUGUAAGGAAGUUGGCAAAGAUCCGAUAAACCCUACUGAACCUUUACUCAUCCUUGACCUGAUAGAUACCUCCACAGACGAAGAUAUUUAUAUAAACAAACAAUUAGUCACUGAAGAUAGAGCACGACUAGCUUCAGCUUCUUAAAUAUCGUCGUUUCAAUCCAACAUAUAUAUAAAUAUAUUGAUAACCCACAGAUAAAAUUUACUAAAAAAAUAUUUUUUCUCUCCCUUUAUAUGUUUACAUGAUAUAUCCUCGUAGUUAAGAAGUGGAUCUUAAUUGUUUAUAAAUACUUCGGUAAUGAUUGUUUUUUCGUUGAUCUAAUUUGAGUUUUAUUUUCCGUCAAUUCUUUAUAAUUUUCUAAAUGGUAUGGUAAUAUAUCAUUUAUACGCUGUGAAUUUAUAAAAUACUUUACUAAAAUAUCAACAAUAAAAAAAUAUAAACCGCUUACUGUGCAGUUAAAACAAAAAUUGUCUUAUCGCUAUGUUUAUGCGUGUAGUGAAUAUUGACAAUUUACUAAUUUUCAUAUGAAUGCAUUUAUUAUGACUGAAGAAAGUCACUCAUUUUUUUUUCCUUACACAAGUAUGACUGUACAGAUCUGAUCUCAUUUGUAUUUUGAUUCUUUAAAAAAAAUUUACACAUUUAAUUUAAGUCAGUCCAUGAACUUCCAUUUAUUUGAUUUUGUCUAAUCUUUUAAAUAUAAAGGAAGAAUUUUAUCAAAUUUUUUGCUUCUUAAAAUAGUCAUUAGCGAGAUAAAUCUCAUAUUUGUUACUAUUUAAAGAUACCUUGUUAUGUGAUAUUUAAGUCCCUGUUUAUAGAUUUUGUUUUAAUCUUAAUCCUUGUUAAUUUAAAAAUUUAUAAAAAAAGAAAA